AGCGCUCUUGCUCUCAGUCGAUGCCUGUAUUAUUGAUGUGUAUCAAUAUCGGGCUCUGCCGGCAGAGGGCGCUUUCACUCCCAGUCCCUCUACCUUUGUGUAGAUGUGCGGCAGUACCAGGCCUGGCCGGCAGAGGUCUCUCCCAGGUAGAUGUGUGUGAGGGGGCGGCUCAGGCUGGGUGGGGGAUCCCGGUGACGUAUGACAGGAGGAGGGACGGUGUGGUCGGAGCGGAGCUGGUGGAGUCGCCGCUGUCAGUGAGAGCUCUCCAGGCAGCACAGUUCAAGCACACAGCCCGGACAUGGCCGACGUCUUCCAGCACAACGACUCCACCUCGUCCCAGGACGUGGUCAACCGCUUCGCCCGGAAAGGCGCCCUGAGACAGAAGAACGUCCAUGAGGUGAAGAACCAUAAAUUCAUCGCCCGGUUCUUCAAACAACCUACCUUCUGCUCCCACUGCACCGACUUCAUCUGGGGUUUUGGCAAACAAGGCUUUCAGUGUCAAGUGUGCUGUUUUGUGGUCCACAAGCGAUGUCAUGAGUUUGUUACGUUUACCUGCCCUGGAGCAGACAAAGGACCGGAUACAGAUGACCCUCGGAGUAAGCACAAGUUUAAGAUCCACAAUUAUGGGAGUCCCACAUUCUGUGACCACUGUGGAUCACUACUGUAUGGGUUAAUACAUCAGGGAAUGAAGUGUGAGACAUGUGACAUGAAUGUACAUAAAGUGUGUGUCGUUAACGUCCCCAGUUUGUGUGGCAUGGACCAUACGGAAAAGAGAGGGAGGAUAUUCCUGAAAGCCGAGGUCAACGUAGAUAAACUAAGUGUUACAGUUCGUGACGCCAAGAACUUGAUCCCUAUGGACCCCAAUGGACUGUCAGAUCCUUAUGUGAAGCUCAAACUAAUUCCUGACCCUAAGAAUGAAAGCAAGCAGAAAACCAAAACCAUCCGCUCCACACUUAACCCUCAUUGGAACGAGUCAUUCACCUUCAAAUUAAAACCUUCAGACAAAGAUCGGCGGCUCUCCAUAGAGAUCUGGGACUGGGAUCGAACCACUAGAAAUGAUUUUAUGGGCUCCUUCUCAUUUGGAGUUUCAGAACUCAUGAAAAUGCCAGCAUGUGGGUGGUACAAACUGCUGAAUCAGGAGGAGGGAGAGUAUUACAAUGUGCCCAUCCCAGAGGCGGACGAUGGAAAUCUAGAACUACGGCAGAAAUUUGAGGGCAAAAGCCGAGCCCAAGAUAAGAAAGCCAAACUGGGCCCAGCUGGUGGUAAGGUGAUCAGCCCUGCAGACGACCGGAGAGCCUACGUACCAUCUAACAACAUAGACAGUGUCAAAUUAACAGAUUUCAUCUUCCUCAUGGUUUUAGGGAAAGGCAGCUUUGGAAAGGUGAUGUUAGCAGAAAGAAAAGUGACGGAUGAACUUUAUGCCAUCAAAAUUCUAAAGAAGGAUGUGGUCAUCCAAGAUGAUGAUGUAGAAUGCACUAUGGUGGAGAAGAGGGUGCUAGCUCUUUCGGAAAAGCCUCCAUUCCUGACUCAGCUGCACUCCUGCUUCCAAACUGUGGAUCGCCUGUAUUUUGUCAUGGAGUAUGUAAAUGGAGGAGAUCUAAUGUAUCACAUCCAGCAAGUGGGGAAAUUCAAAGAACCUCAAGCAGUGUUCUACGCAGCAGAGAUUUCUGUGGGUCUGUUCUUUUUGCACAAGAAAGGAAUAGUUUACAGAGACUUAAAGUUGGACAAUGUCAUGUUGGAUGCUGAAGGUCACAUAAAGAUUGCUGAUUUUGGAAUGUGUAAAGAGCAUAUGGUGGACGGAGUUACAACACGGACUUUCUGUGGGACUCCUGACUACAUUGCACCUGAGAUUAUCGCUUAUCAACCAUAUGGCAAAUCCGUGGACUGGUGGGCAUAUGGAGUGCUGCUUUAUGAGAUGCUGGCAGGGCAGCCUCCAUUUGAUGGGGAGGAUGAAGAUGAGCUCUUCCAGUCAAUUAUGGAACAUAAUGUCUCGUAUCCAAAAUCCAUGUCCAAGGAAGCAGUAUCAAUAUGCAAAGGGUUGAUGACAAAACACCCAGUGAAGCGGCUGGGAUGUGGGCCAGAGGGGGAAAGGGACGUGAGAGAACAUGCCUUCUUCAGAAGGAUUGACUGGGAGAAGCUAGAGAACAGAGAGAUCCAGCCACCGUUCAAGCCCAAAGGGUGUGGCAAGGGAGCCGAAAACUUUGACAAGUUCUUCACAAGAGGACAGCCUGUGCUGACACCCCCAGACCAGCUGGUCAUCGCCAACAUCGAUCAAGCUGACUUUGAAGGGUUUUCUUUUAUUAACUACCAAUUUGUACAUCCCAGUUUACAAAGUGUGGCAUGAACACAGUCAGAGAAUAGUACAUUUGGGAGCACGCAUAUUAACCCUACAAUUUUAAGGCUGCAAUGUUAAGAGAAAAAAAAUAACCUGAAAAUUAUAGGGUUAAAAAUAAUUUCUUGAAGGAUGAAAAUGGUUAGAGCCACCAUCAUUUCUGGGCACCGUCUUUUAAUAGUCUAACACUCUUUCUGUGCUACCAUAUAAGCGGACAAACAGACAAUACUAGGUUAGAAAGUCUGUCAUGAAGUAGAAGGAUAAGGGAAGACCCAAAAAAUUAUUUUCUCAGUGGUCUUCCUACGAUUCCUGGAGCUGCGGGUUGUAUUAUAAAGACGCAAAUAAUUACAAUAUGUAUUGCUGCUUUAUGAGUACACAGUUGAAGGUACGUGUUCUUAAACUCGGUCUAGAAUAAUUUUUUUACAUCAUUUCUAGAGAGGCCAAAUCAACCGUUGCCAUUCAGAACACACACAUCAAUGUAUACGACAUAUUUUCUUGUUUAAUACAAUAAGCCGUGUCAACAAGCCCCCACCAGGUAAUUUGACAUGUAGUAAUAAUGUCGUGUCAAGUGGAAGUAGAAGGGACGUACAUGAUGUCAGAAUGCCACACUAAUGCCUUUCCAGACAUCAGAGACAACUGCUGGAAGGUCUAGUUAAUCAAACCUUUAUAAUUUGCGGUUAAUCCUCUUGCAGAACAAUUAAAUCAGAGAGGUUUAACGUAAAGUGAUUUCUUGACUGCAGAAUUUGUUCGUUUUUUUUGUUUCGCAUAUGCAUCAUGCAAUGAUUUUUUUGCAUGUUUAUACUGUAUUUAAUCUCAAUUGAUUCUGUGAUAGGAAUUAGCUGAAUCUCCAUUAUGAGUAUUACUGAUAAAUUUUUAUAAAAAUGUAAAGAAUCAGGCUAUAUUUGUGAAGGUUUUUAUUUUAGUUUUUGCUCAUUUUGAGCAGUUAAUUUAGUUUUAGGGUAAGGCUCAUUGCUUUUUUAUUUUUCAUAUUGUUUGUGGAAUAGGAUUUAUGUAUUUUCUACACUUUAUCUUUCAAGAAUUUUGAGCCCUUUGGCUCUGAAUGAGUGCAGCCCUCUUGGCACCUCAGUCUCCAUUUUGUCUAUUUUUGUCCACAUUUAAAUACAGAUCUUGUCCCUGUACUCAGAAUGUACUAGAAGAAUAUAUUUGUAUAAAGAUCUCUUUUCACUUUAAAAAUGUCAAAAAUGGUUAACAGAAAAUGUUUUUAUUUUUGCCUUGUUCCAUGUCGAUUCCAAUCUGCUAUUCGUUUUCCUCAAGAUGCAUGUAAGGACGAGUGCAUGCGAUUAGCUAAUGCAUGCAGAACGGAUUGUGGUUUGGCUUUGCAUGUACACAGUCUCAUGGAAACUAUGACUACAAAUAUUCCAUAUGAUACAGAAUUCAACUAUUAAGUGUUUUAGUUACUUAUUUUACAAUAUUUUGUUUGACAAAAUUGUACAUGUUGAGAUUUGUGCCAAAAAUGAAAUUCUUAUCUGGCAUUGCUUGAAAAUGCUGUUUUAGCCCCACACACCAUAUUAUUGAUUUUUAAAAGUUUACAGCCAACUUUAUUAGUUUUUCAUACACCUACACUUUUCAUUUUUAGAUAUUUUAGUAAAUCUAUCCCACCGUCCAGCCUUGACUUGGUACAUUGUACAAAAUGGCUGUCAAUGAGGCCCAAUACUGCAGUAAAUAAAGUACAGGUUGAGUAUCCCUUAUCCAAAAUGCUUGGGACCAGAGGUAUUUUGGAUAUCGGAUUUUUCCGUAUUUUGGAAUAAUUGCAUACUAUAAUGAGAUAUCAUGUUUAUGGGACCUAAAUCUAAGCACAGAAUGCAUUUAUGUUUCAUAUAAACCUUAUACACACAGCCUGAAGGUCAUUUUCGCCAAUAUUUUUUAUAACUUUGUGCAUUAAACAAAGUGUGUCUACAUCCACACAAUUCAUUUAUGUUCCAUAUACACCUUAUAUACACAGCCUGAAGGUCAUUUAAUACAAUAUUUUUUAAUAACUUUGUGUAUUAAACAAAGUUUGUGAACAUUGAGCCAUCAAAAAACAAAGGUUUCACUAUCUCACUCAAAAAAGUCCGUAUUUCGGAAUAUUCCGUAUUUCGGAAUAUUUGGAUAUGGGAUACUCAACCUGUACUUAAAUUCCCAACCUACCCUGCCAUCUUUUCAUAUAAAGUUGCUCAACUGUUUAUAUGCCAUAGGUUUGCUAACCCCGACUUAGUUAAUAUAGUAUUUAAUUGUUAAUGUGAUGUAAUGUUUUUUCUUAUAUUUGGGUACCCCUCAAGACCUUUUGCGUGCUCCCCUCAUGUUUUUAAAAAUUAGCAGUGCUGAAAAUUGUACGAAUCAAACUAAAUUAUUUUUUUUUAGAUUACAUAGAAGUGGUAUGAACUGCCUUCUCAUCAUCUGUUGUUAGUAUAAUUAUGCUAAGAUUGCAGUAAUAUGUGACAUAUCUCCAGAAUGUCUUCUCUCUCUGUCACUUAUGAAAUCAUCACACAGCAAUGUUCCCUGAAGUUUCUUCUUUGUGUUACAACCUCUUAAAACGUCGGUCAGAAGAGCUCUGCAGAGUACAAGAAGAAUUUGUUAGGGGAGCACAAAUUCUGUGUCAGAUGACAGUGCAGUAUUCAAUUUGCGGGUAUUUCUGACGGGUUUUGGCCAUUUUCGACAAUGCUGAUCCGACUUUUUUUAAAGUCGAAUCAGCAUUGUCGAAAAUGGGCGAAAAACCUGUCAGAAAUGGCCACAAAUUCGACAAAAUACAUGGAUCAGCGGCUAAUCCGCCGAUCCACGUGUUUUCCGACAAGUCGGAAUUUCGGCAUCUCCAUUGAAUAGGUCGAAUCCUGAUUCAACCUAAAAAAGUCGGAAACUGACGUCUUUUCGACUUGACGGCAAUUCUGACAGUCAUUGAAUAGACCCCAUCUUUUCAUUUCAAUAUGACUCGACAAAGAAAAGGCAGGAGAUUCAAUUAGCCAAAAGAUUCAGUUUGAACUUUGCACGUUGGUAUAACAUGGUGUAUCCAUAAAGGAAACCUUGCUUAUUUUUGCUUGCACUCCAUUGAGGAGGUGAUCCAGACUAUUGGUUGACAUACAUUAGGUCAACAGUCAUUAGGUCAACCCCAUAUGGUUGACAGACACAAGAUCAAUAUGGACAAAAGGUCGACAAAUGAAAGGUUGACAUUGGAAAGGGUCGACUAGUUCAUAUUGUCGACAUGACAAUGGCAGACACACACAUGGUUGACACAUGGUUUGUUUUAUUUUAUUUUAUUUUUUUUGGGGGUGGGGUUCAUGUUUUUUUUCCUUAUUUCCUUCCGUGACUAUCCAUGUCACAAAUCAUAAGCUUUAGUCACCUUGCAAGUGAAGCAAGCCCGUGAUGGGUCGCAUUUCAACAACUGGUGGUCGCAGAUGCCAAAACUUUCCACACUAACCCCGAAAAUAAGGUAUGUCGACCAUUUGUUGUGCCACUCAUCGUCAUGUCAACCUUUUGGACCUGUUGACCUUUUCUAGCAUCAACCUUUCAUAUGUCAACCUUUUAUCCAUGUCGACCUUGUGUCUGUCAACCAUAUGGGGUCAACCUAAUGACUAGAACUAAUGCAUGUAGCUCUUCUGUACCACACCCAUUGAGGAGCAGGCAAAAAAUAAGCAAGGUGUUCCUCCUGCAAUAAGCCAAUAUGUAUCUGUCAAAGUCUUUCUUCAUCAUAUUAGGGAUAUCUCCACCUGAGAUUUUUUUCAGGGGUGGGGUUCAGCUAUUUUAACCGGUACAUACUUCCUUUUUACAUUAGCUCCCCUGAAUCCUAAUUUUAACUGUAGUGGUUAAUGGACCUCAUGGUUAUUAAGCAAAUACACAUGCAGAAGAACCUAACAGAGAUUGAAGUCUGUGACCGGGUACAACGUUCUGUUUGCGCCAGCUCUAACAGUCUGAUGUCCCUGGCGAGUUACAUCUCUGACAGAUUACUAAUCAAGAACAUGAAAAAAAAAUAUAUGGCUGCCUCGCACACAGACCUACUCUUUAAAAUAUGCAGAGAUAUCUUUAAUUCAAAUUAUAGACCCACCAUGUGUUUUCUUUUAAUUAAAGAUAUAAAAAUCAUGAAGUAAUAUCAAAAGGUCUUAAAGAGCAAGUAAAGCAAAUAUUUGGCAUUUAUAUAUAUAUAUAUAUAUAUAUAUAUAUAUAUAUAUAUAUUUGGUGUCACCACCCUUUACCUUCAAAACAGCAUCAAUUCUUUUAGGUACACUUGCACAGUUUUCGAAGGAACUCGACAGGGAGGUUGUUUCAAACAUCUUGGAGAACUAACCAUAGAUCUUGUGUGGAUGUAGGCUUUCUCAAAUCCUUUUGUCUCUUCAUGUAGUCGCAGAGAGACUCGAUUAUGUUGAGGUCAAAGCUCUGUGGGGGCCAUAUCAUCACUUCCAGGAGUCCUUGUUGACAUUGGCUGUAUGUUUGGGGUCGUGGCCUGCUGCAGAAUAAAUUUGAGCAAAUCAGAUUUCUCCCUGAUGGUAUUACAUGACGGAUAAGUACCUGCUUGUAUUUGUCAGCAUUGAGGACACCAUUAACCCUGAUCCAAUCCCCAACUCCAUUGCUGAAAUGUAGUCCCAAACUUGCAAGGAACCUCCACUGGGGUUUUCCUUCUGUUAUCAAUGUUGCUAUUCCAAGGCUUUUGGGUACACAAUUUUUUUGUCUUCCCACCUGUAUUUCAGCCAGUUAUUUCAAGUAAUUGAAUUAUGGUUAUUUCUGUCAGUUAUCACAGUUCAUUCAAGUUUUCAUCCAAAUCCAUCCAGUGUAAGGCCCAGAACAGACACCCUGUGUCUAAGUUCUGUCUUGCGUAUAGCAACGGGGGGUCCGACCAGAACAUCAACCCUUUCGUAUGUCUUCUUGGACCCAAUCUUAUCACUCUGUAAAGUUUUCAUCCAAACCCAUCCAAUCGAAAGCCCAGAACAGGCUCUCCUGGUCAAAUUUUUGCCUGUUAAAAACUAUCAGGACGUCCAACCAGGACCUCAACCCCCUAGUAUUUCUUCUGGGAUCCAAUGUUACCACCUUGUGAGGUUUUAGUCCCAGUCCAUCCAGUGGAAGUCCCAGAACAGGCUCCCCGGGUUAAAGUUCUGUCCAGCGUAGACCAACCAGGAGGUCCAGCCAGACCCUAACCCCGCUAAAAUCUGACCAGGAUCCAACUGGAUCACCUUGCAUUGUUUUCAUCCCAAUCAGUGCAGGGUUGUCCAAAGGCAUAACCAGACAGACAAACAAACAUACAGACCAAUGCAAUUUAUAUAUAAGAUCACAGGCUGUUUGUUACUGUGCUACAUUUAUAUAUGAAUAUGCAUAUUUACAUUUUAGUAAAUCUGUCCCCAAAGCUCUUUCACUCCUCUGCAGUAAGUUGCCAUAUCAGGAUGUAGGAGUUUCUCUACUAGAGCAGACACUCUGUUACUUGACAGCCUGGUAGCUGUUUACUUAGCAGAAAUUUACAGUGCGGAUUGCUUAAUUCAUAUUAUGGGCAUUGCCAAUGGUGUCGAUGCCACUGUCAGUCUGUACUUUUUAACCUAAAUGCGAUCCAAUCAGAACACUGGACUAGAGGUACUGUAUGAGUGGAGCUUCAGCUAUCUGCAGUGCAGAGGGAAGUAAUACUUACAACUGAAGUGGAUGGUCCUGGAAGCAUUGACACUAUAUUCUACCUUCCUGGUUCAAAUCUGAACUUUUUCAUAUUUGGGGUUUAGUGGUGUUUUAUUAUCUGCUAAAUAUGUAAAUAUUCCUUUAAAGUAAAUCAUUCUAGCUACUGUAUGUGCCACUGAAGAGAUGCAUUAAAAUGUACUUCAGAUGCCAGAUAUAAUAUCCACUAAAUAAUGGUCAUCUGGUAAAAGAAAAAAGAAAAAAACAGCUUCGUGUGGAGAAAUUUAUAAUUGGGACUAAUGAUACGUGUAAUCCUUACAAAAUGAAACUAUAAUAAAAUCUACACACAGACAUGCACAGUGCUAAGUGUACUUACUAUAUGACUCAGACACAUUAUCUAUAGGAAUGCAUUCAAUAUCUUUUUAACUUUAUUAAACUUUGUACUACAUAAGGGGCCCUCCUUACAUGCCCAGCACUGAAAGUCUUAGAAGAAACCUUUGUACCAUGAAAUAUAUGAAGCAAACUUAUGUCAUUGCAUUAAAUUAUAAAACAGAAUAAUAUGAUAUAUGUGACUGAUGUAUUAACGCUGUUCAGACAGUUGUCUGUGGGGAUUUAAAGUGUUUUUUUUUUUAUGUGUUCUCUUUCUGUUAAUUGUUAAAUGGUUCUAUGCACAUGACGACUGUAUGAAGGGCUGGUCUAGCAGAUUGCACACUCUUGUAAACCUGCUCUGUUUUGGGUGUUAAAUUAAAGAGGAGAAAAAAUAUUAAGUUUGUGUAGUAAAUCUUUACAUAUGUUUACUGUGAAUGUAAAGCAGAAUUAAUGACUGCAUUUAUUUUCAAAAUUCUGCUAUUCCCACUUAUCUGCCAUGUAUCAGUUAUUCAAACCCACUAAUAAUGUAUGCUGUUUUUGUUUUUGAUAAUUGAUAUGUUUAUCACAAAUUCUAGAAGGAAAAACAAAAGGUAUAUACUUGGUUCUCUUUGAUCCCAUACAUGGAAUUUACAUACAGUUUAACCAACUGCUGAUUUAAGGUGCACCAGACCUACCCAUGGUAGAUGCAGCCAUUAUGUGUGUUAAACCUAUAUUGAGCAGAUCCAUUCACUAGAGGCAUGAAGCAAUGUGCCUUAUGCCACAUUAAUGGCACUAGAUCCCUGGAAAUGAAUUCACUUCAUUGACUUUAUUUUUUGAUUCUACCCACAAAACAGAUGCCGCCAUUGCGUAGACAAUGAAUCUGUUUAGAGGGAAACAUGAUUUCUGUAGCACAAUACAUGGUACUGUAUAUUCAGUUUACAACUCUGUAGAUCAGCUUUGGCAUGAGAAUACAAUGGUAUGCUAGCUGGUGGGGAUUUUGUAAUUGUUUUACCACAAUGUUAAAUGCACCUAUUACAUUCGCUUCCAUUACAUCUAUGUAACCCCAAGCAAUUUCUAUUUAAUAAAUUCUUUUGUUGGUA
Pseudophryne corroboree (corroboree frog) is the source of this 9360-nucleotide messenger RNA. It is a transcript of the gene PRKCA, whose product is annotated as protein kinase C alpha. Lineage: Eukaryota; Metazoa; Chordata; Amphibia; Anura; Myobatrachidae. Gene Ontology annotation, biological process: intracellular signal transduction; peptidyl-serine phosphorylation. Gene Ontology annotation, molecular function: ATP binding; zinc ion binding; diacylglycerol-dependent serine/threonine kinase activity. The coding region runs from base 299 to 2344 and encodes 681 amino acids. The transcript has 18 exons. Gene Ontology annotation, cellular component: nucleus; cytoplasm. The record is from RefSeq and is a predicted model, not a curated record.